Molecule: messenger RNA, 1122 nt
Organism: Trichoderma gamsii
Lineage: Eukaryota; Fungi; Ascomycota; Sordariomycetes; Hypocreales; Hypocreaceae
Exons: 4
Coding region: 1-1122 (373 amino acids)
Source: RefSeq, a predicted model, not a curated record
AUGUCUGGCCAACAGCCGCAGUACUAUCCACGUAUGUCUCCAGGCAUCACCACCAGCUUCACCAGCUUCACCAGCUUCACCCCACCAUCUCCAUCUCCAAAUACUGACUUGCGCCAUCAUCGCAGCUCCUCCCAGCGGGCCUCCAGGGCAAGGCGAAUAGUGCAUUCACCACCGCAGCAGCAGCAACAAUAUGCGCCCCCGCCUCAGCAACAGCAGCAGUACGCCUCUCCUCCGCCGCAGCAGCAAUAUGCGUCCCCUCCGCAACAGCAACAGUUUUCGCCGCCUCCCCAUCCUCCUCAGGGGACCCCCGGCUAUGCUCCGCCGCCGCAGCAGCAGCAUACGCCAGUCCAGCAGCAGUACCAACAGCCACCGCCGCAACAGCAGCAGCAGCAGCAGCAGCAGCCACAACCAGCACAGUUUGUUGGAGCCGUAUCGACGACCGAUGACGUUGGAACCUUCAACGGGGGAAGCUAUCGCAUCAGUCACCGAGACUCCAAUACUAUUCUGACUAUCCAGCUCGCCAAUGGUGCCCCCAUACAUGCUAAGCCAGGUGCCAUGGUUGCCAUGUCUCCAUCAGUCACCCUCAAGGGCCACAUCAAAUUUAGCGUCAAGAAGAUCAUUGCCGGUGGAGAACUCUCCAGCUCUACAUUCACGGGACCCGGAGAACUAAUCCUCGCGCCCUCAUCUCUGGGAGACAUCACAAGCAUCAGACUAAGCGGUAACGAGACGUGGUCGGUAGGAAAAGAUGCCUAUCUGGCUUAUACCCAAGGCAUCAACAAAGACUACAAGCGCCAAGGUUUGGGCAAAGCCAUCUUUAGUGGAGAAGGUCUCUUUGUCUAUAAGAUAACGGGAACCGGCCUGCUUUGGGUUUCCAGUUUUGGUGCCAUCAUCAGAAAAGAUCUUGCGCAAGGCGAAAAGUAUAUCGUAGACAACGGCCACCUGGUGGCGUGGAACACAAGCUAUGUCUUGGAACGCGUCGCUUCAGGCGGCCUUAUCUCCGGCUUGUCUUCUGGGGAAGGCCUCGUUUGCAAGUUUACGGGCCCCGGCACCGUCUUCAUGCAGACUAGGAACCCACAAGAAUUUGCUGCUUUUAUUGGUGGCGUCGCUCCUCAAGAUGUUUAG